AUGUGUGCCAUGGUUCUGCUCGCCUAUCACAGUGUAAUAACUUAUUACCUUGGUAAGUGGUCAGAUUUACAGCUUUAAUUACCUUGGUAAGUGGUCAGAUUUACAGCUUUAAUUACCUUGGUAAGUGGUCAGAUUUAUUACUUAUUGUGGUCAGAUUUAUCAAAGGAAUUGUCUUAAAAUGUUUACUGUAUAGUAGUUACUACGUUUGUGCUGCUUUGUGGUCAGAUCUAUCAAUUUAAUUGUCCUGAUAUGUUAAGUGUGUGACUACAUUUGUGCUGCUUUGUGGUCAGAUUUAUCAAAAGAAUUGUCUUUAGAUUUUUACUGUAUGACUACAUUUGUGCUGCUGUAAAAAGCUGCGAAAUUAAGCAAACGACAGUUUGAAACCUGAAAAAGGCACUUGGUGUUUGCAGCGUUAGGUACAUCGACUUGACUACUAUUCUGCCUGCAGAAGAUUAUGUUGUGAGCAAAUAAUCUCUCAACUUUAGCUGAUUUCUAAGCACUCUAAGGUCUCCUUUUACGAACUUUAACAAGUGCUCAUAGUUGUAGCACACAGAAAAUCUCACUGUUCCAGGCCUGCGUUUAUAUCUCUUGAAGUGCCACUCUAAGCACUAAGAAGCGGUCAAGUAAACAUUUUAAAAGAUGAAAUUCUCGUUAAAAUGUAAAAUUCUUCAGUCCACUUUAAUAACUUUCGAUGCUAAUUAGUUACAUUAACUAAUUUUGGUUCCAACUUAUAGAGCGUGCGAAACAGGUCGUAUGACAAAGAGGAGAGUUUGCACAAUCACGUCUCGCAAUACAUCAAGCAGGGUUUGUCCAGUUAAUUUUGAUGGUCGCAGGAAAUGUCGAGUUUGUCGCUCAAAACCGUUGUGGUCCAUUAGAAUGUAACAUUAUUGAUGACGGAAACAAAUUUGCAGAAAGGAGGGUUAGUUCAUCGGGUUCCGUCUACUAAAUCUCGGGAAAAACCUGCAAGAAUUGUUUCAGAGUGUAUGCGUGUUAUUUUGUAAAUAUAAACACUGCAACCUAUUUUAACUUGUCUUUGUGUCCUUUUAAGCAACGCGAUAUGUCUGUUAUGACCAGAGUGCCAAAUUUUAUUCUUUAAUUUUGAUCUUCUCCACACUGUGCGUAGUUCAUGACCUGAUAUUUCAACGUAAAUUAUCGAGAAGGCGCCUUCCGAUCACCUUUGUCUACUUUGUAAGUCAUGCAAGCGCGCAAGCGUUACGACCGAUCACGAUUACGCAACGUUUUAGGACAACUCGGCAUCUAAUCUCCAUUCAGUUGCUGUGAAAACCUAAAAUCCUCAACGUAGAAGAUAAACGAACGAAGUUUGAACAGUCAAAAGGAGAUCUUGGUCAAUUUUAAGAAUCAUGCAAAUGAUCUUUGACACAAGUGCAGUUGAGCAAACACAUGGAUUUGCGUUGUUUUAAGAGGUUGGUGAAUGGAAGCUAGAGAUACACCCGCGGGUUUGAGGCAAUCCGUGACCUCAUUGGUGUAUAAACUAUGCACUGAUAUGCUUUUUCAGCCUGAUUAACGCCUGCAUUUUGAGAAUUCUUUCGUACAAAGUAGUGAAUUUUUGAUAUGCAAAUUAAGGUCGUAGAGAAGGGUCUCCUCUGAUCACGCUGGUAUGAAAAAUAUUUCAGCUGAAGUUUCCAUAUUUUGUCCGUGAACUAACUGAAUACAUCCUGUAACUUGUAGCGAGAUAGUAUUACGUGAGCUACAUUGUUGCAGUCGCUGUGCGCUGAACAAAAUCUUUGAAAUUUACACCACAGGGGUGGUCUGGCCAAAAAUCAUUUUGACUUGUGGCGACGCAAAAAAAGAGAAUUGGAGAACAACUCAACUAUUUUUGAAACAUGUGUCCUAAACCCUUUUCAUGGGCAAAAAAUAAAAGAAAACUUUUUUUUCCGACGGGAAGUCGAGAGGACCGCUCUUAGCGAGAGUGGCACUUAAGUAAGUUCAUAACAUAUUUGAGAAUGAAGACAUUGCAACAGCUUGCUACUUGACUGUAGUAAUAAUACGUUUAUUGUUAUCGUGCAGCGUACGUUAACAUUUAUCAAAGUAAACUACGAUAAAAUGAAGACUUCAUAAAUUCCCAUUCAUUUUUCCUAAACUCACAAAUUACAAACAAACGCAAUUUCGUCGGAAUCCCUUUUCCUACUCUGCUCGAGUGGUUAUGAAUUUAUACAAUUUUGUUCAGACAUGCAAAUGAAAAUCCCUGAAAUAUCUGUUGAGUUCAUCUAAUCAAAGAACAAUAUUUGUUGAAAUUGUAGUACAAACAGUAUUAUUUUUGUGCAAAAAUGUUGAACACGAGCGCUUUCUCAACACCCUGUAAAAUUGAUGUGCACAAGUUGCGUACUAAAUUGUCCUAAAUGCCAGUAGAAAAACUAGGUUUCUGCUCUGAAGCACAGAGCGUGGAAGUACAAACAAUUCACUGAAGUCAGUCAGAUGCCUACCUACUUUUAAACAUACCUCCACCUAUAGCAAUCAAUCCUAAGAACUAUAAUAAUGUUUUCAUUAUCAGUUUAUCUUUUGCUGCCUAUUGUAUGUUGAAUAAGUUCUAGUUUGCGCUUUCCUCACUGUCGUCCGUACUGUCUUCCUCGCUGUCUUCCUCUUUGACUUCUUCGCUAUUUUCAUCAUCUUUAUUACCUUGAAGAAUUUUCAAAUUUCGUGCAUCGUUCUCGUUCUUUAAGUUCAUUACUUCUUUGAAAUAUUCAUCUGGAAUGUUGAAGGGCUGGAUCAACUCCUUCAAGCGGGCAGUGUGUGGUCGGUCUUCAGCUUGUGAAAUUUCUUGCACAAUGCAGGCGACACUGACUUUGCUAUUGAACCGAUGCUCUUCCAUCGGCGUAGCCUUUAAUGUGGUGGUUAUCUCAAUCAUCUCCGUCCAGUUGUUGCGGAAAAUAAGCAUCAUACUUUGCAUACUACCUUCCUCACUGAUGUUUAAGUUUUCCACUGUAUGUUGUAUUCGAAAAUGUGGGUAGAGUUGAUCAUAUUUCGACCAGUAGUGUGCCGCUGUCCGCCAGUCAUUUGCGAGACUGAAAAGCGGGUGUAUGUACACAUCAAAUUGCAGCUUGGCCUGGUUCCUAGUAUUCGAUCUGGGCCCGAUUUGCGGCCACCAAGCUCUAUUAAUACCUGCCGCUUUCAGCAUGCACAUACGUACGAUUGCUGAUGCCGUUCGACCAAAACUCUCGCAGGCCAUGUUGGGUGCAUUUUGACCACCAAACCUCAACCUGUGAUCUUCUUGUUCAUCGUUACUUUCUAUAUCUUUAAUAUAGGCUGUUUGACAAUGUGUCACGUGCAAUCGAUUUUGGUCUCUUAACUCCUCGAGGGCGAGAAGGACUGCAUUAAACGCUGGGUCCGUUUGAACGAAGAUAGUUUUUCCUUCCAUCAUCUUUUUUCUCGCGAUAAGGGCGUGAUGCGAAUAGGUAAGUGGGUGUUGGUGCGGGGUUUUUACAGGGUUUCUGUCAUAAAUGCUUUUAUCUGAUUGGCUAAGCUACACAUUAUAUUGUCCAUGGUAGAUAGUGAGUAGUAUGAGUCGCCUAACAGUGUGCGAUCGCAGGCGGUGUACGCACUCCGAUUGUGUUGCAUUAUGGUGGUGUUAUUUUCAAUAUGGCUGUGAAAGCGGCAGAAAUCGGCAGAUUUUGUCUGAACGUGCCGUAAAAGUUGGACCGUUCCUUUUUUUCUUUCACCAUAGGUACAUGAAAUUUGAUUGAUUCUUAAUUUGUAGAAGUAUUUUUGUACGUAUUUGUCUUGUAUUCAAUGGUUCUCAAGGACAAAUGCAAUCACUGCUUUUUAGUAUGUAACUUGAGACCGGUUUUCGGGAAGGUCAAAUUCGGGGUACGUCUCAGUUUGAAGCCUUUCAAAGAUUUGAAUGGCCGCUUUGAUCCUUCUUUAACAGCUCUGGCUAAACGCUCUCCAACGUGUUUUAUGAAUUUCAAGUGAUAUUGUUAGAGACCGGUUAUGACCGGUUGUGUUUAUUGUGUUUAAUGUACUGCGUUACACAGCGUUGCUAUUGUAAGGACAUUCCUAUAUAUACUCAGUCGUGUUGUAAAUCUACUUUCCUAAGCAAAAGGAAAUUAACUAAUCGCGAGUAUCUUAUGGUAUAUCUACUUUCUUGGUCAUUGAAUGAAGGACAGUUGAAUUAGAGCAGUGAAAGGAAUCACUUGACCAAUGAAUAACUCUACAUUGAGCAAGGCGACACGCCAGGUGAGCCGGAAAACAAAAGGCAGUCGACUGUGAAAAGGUGUUGAUAGGCUUGUGUGACUCCUGUCAAAGUCAUCGUAGGUAUCUCGUUAGUUGUUUAGCGAAUGUCACGCGGCACUAUCCAGAGUCUUUACAACUUCUUACACGGGAGUACUAAGCGCCAUGCGUUAUUUAAGGACAUUGAAGUUCAUGAAGAGGAUGUUGCGCUUACAUUAAAAUCUUAGAGUACCACUAGAUGGUCCUGUCGCUGGGUGGCGGUGAGGGCCGUGCUAGAGCAAGUGCCGAGGAUAAUGGAAGCCCUGGUCACUUUAUCAAAGGAUCGCGAUCCCAAGACCUACAACGAAAGUAAUUCGCGUCUCCACUCCAUUUGUGACUUUGAGUUUGUUUAUGGCUUGAUGGUUUUGAAGCUCAUCUUAUCUAACACUGAUAAUUUGAGUAGAUAUCUACAGGGAGAACAGAUGGAUGUCAUCACUGCCAAGAAGACUGCUAAUGUUGUCGUUAAGACAUUGAGCAAUUGUCGUAAUGAAGAGAGCUUCACUCAGAUGUGGUCACAUGUUAAUGUUAUAGCGCAAAAAAUCAGAAUAGGAAUCGAGGGUACGAAAUUUACCUUCAGAGAUUCUAAGGUGCCUUGAACCAGACCAUCACGCCAACGUCAGAGCCUUACUGGCGAGACACCUGCUGCAGCGAACGACAGCUCACAAAAGACGGCAAAAGACCACUUUCGUAUCACAGUUUAUUACACAAGUAUUGACAAAGUCGUCAGUGAACUUCAAUCAAGGUUUGAGGGCAAUGACCAGGAGGUUCAGCCAUUCUCCAAGCAUCAACAACAUCCAAACUGUAUCAAAUUUCUAUGGCGUGGAUAGUGAAAUGCUAUCAAGUGAGAAGUCAAUCUUUGAAAACUACGACUGCGUGGACCCAUGCCAGAGAAAAAACGCAGCCGUGAUGAUAAAGACCAUGCAUCAAAAUGGUCUUCAUGACAUUUUACCCGUUCUAUAUAAAUUAAAGUUGCCUCCAUCCUGGCCACAAUUCCUGCAACCUCGUGCUCUGCUGAAAGGUCUUUCAGCGCACUUCGUCGCAUCAAGACAUUUUUAAGAUCCACAAUGGGACAAGACAGACCCAGCAGUUUUGCCGUUAUUAACAUUGAAAGAAAGUAUGCGAACAAGACAAUGCAGAAUGACAUGCAAAGGAUCAUUGACAUAUUUGGGUCUCGAAGUAAUCGUUCUUCAUACUUCUUUUAGAGCUUAAAUGGGCACGCUUUAUCUCUCACUUCUUGGUUUUGUAUUUUAGAAAUGUUGAUCUCGAUUUACCGAAAAUAUUUGCACUAUUUUGAACGCCCGAGCUCUCAAGUUAUGGCGAAGAAAACUUGAUGUUAUGAAAGAAUCAUCUUGAGCAUCUGUUACCAACAAGUUUCAUUCGGGAAAAUUAUGUUCAGCCUCCCCCAACAAAAUUUUUCCCGUACGCCGAUGACUGCGAUCGUAAACAAUGAAUGAGUUGCUAGUAAUCGGAUCCUUGCGUUUACGCAACAAUUUCUGUGAUCGCCACUGGCCAAACAUUGCAAGUUGCAAGGAGGAAAGGUAUAUGUACAUAUUGAGAGAUUUUACGCCAUUAGUUAAAGGCUGAAAAUCGUAUAGUAUGUACACCGACGCAGCUAGUGGCGUGAACCCGUGGGAAACAUUUGAUCGUGCAAUAUGAACGUCCAGUUGAGGGUAGUCCAAUAAUAGAAGGACUGUGUUAAAAACGUGAAAAAGCUGUACUACGCUUCCUUAUUAAGUCACGGUUUAUUCACUAGAUUUAACGCCGGAUUUUACUGCAACGCUUUGGUUAACUCCAACUCACAACUUUCGGCUUUUUCGAAAGCAACACGCACUAAACGUCCCGUUGUAAGCAUGUUGAACAGUGCCAUAUAAGGGACGAUAAAACGCGUACCGCAUACAUGUUUGUUUGGUUAUGUAGAGAUAAAUGAAAUCACUAGUGAAUGUCAAUCAAAUUAAGAGUAAUUAACGUAUUGUACAGUAUCCAACAACUGUUGUCGGCAGCACCAAGGGCCUGUUUACAUGGAUGUGGGGAACCCCAGCUGGUAGGUGAGGUAACCCGCCUAGCAAUGGUCGAAAAAUAACCCGCGUUUACAUACGAUCUUACAACCCCUGGAUGUCGGGGUGAAGUUUCUCGAGGUUGUUAUUACAUUUGCAACUAAGGAGUUUAAAAUUCGGGUCACCCCAACUAUCAUGUAAACGUGAUCAAGAUAAAAUAAAAGAUUAUAAGGACAGGCGGGUCACCUCAAUUACGUGGGGUCCCCCACCUCCAUGUAAACAGGCCCUAAAUGCCGCUUCUACAACCUUAGCGAUCAUCAGAGUCGAGUGAUGACUUCCGCUGAGAUCAGUGUGAGUGUCAACCACCGUCAACAGUCCCUCACAGGACUACAUUCACCCGCGCGAUCACAAAAUUAAAACAUCACAAAGUAGAAGUUAUGGUUAAUAUGCAUCUAUCGCUUUUUUCGUUGAAAAUAAGUUAUUUAAAUGGUCCUCUUUUACUGAAGCUUGUUUUUGGGAAAAUAUGAUUUAUGGAAAUUUGCUGCGCGUUGUGUUUGCUUUUCCGGUUCUCCAAAAUUUUAACUUUUUGGAUAGGCACGCGUUACACACAGGUUGGGUUAAGGAUUCGUAAAAUGGAAACGCAUUUGGUAAGAGGAGUUGCUAAUACUGUAACGAAUACAGUCAGCCUUAUUAAUGGAUACCCUACCUACGGUCAUCGAAAAAAAAAAAUCCUGUUUGCUUAAAAAACUUUAUAGAAAUUCUGUUUAAAACAAGAGUUCUACUAAAACAAGAAAGAUGGUAAGUUUUGAGUUCGGUAGAGAAAUAGCGAAAGAUGGGUUUUCGUCUUGUCACUAGCAUGGGACAGAGGUCUAUUCUGUUGAGUUUCAACUUAUUCUAUUAAUUUGAAGCCUUUAUUGAAAUAUUGUCAUUUAUUCCGGCAGGAAACGGCGAGGGAGAUGUUAUGUACGCAAAGGAAAUUCUUCAGCCGCAUCUGAAGGCGUUUCCGAAGGUAAAUAGUUAAAGAACUGCACUUAUCAUGCACUAUUGCCGUAAUUCUCGGGCAAUUGUUUGGAAACUCACAAUCUGAUUGGCUGUAGAGGAAUGUCGUACCAGUGUAACCAGGCCCUCCUGCUCCUCACGUCGUUCUUGAUGCCUUUGAACUAAAAAAAAGAUGUACAUGUAUCACCAACAAAUCGCACAAAUGAUGGACAAGGUGCUGCAGUCAGAUUUGACGAGACAAAACCGGCAACAUCACAGGAAUAAUGCAGCAAAGAGAGCAGUUUCCAAUGACACGAGCUAUAAAUUGUACUAACCGUUCAUUCGUGUUUUUUGAAACAUUUAAAAAUGUGACUUCCCAGCCUUCCACUUGAAUAAGAUGCAAAUUUCUCCUCACAGUAUCACCCCUGGAUCAAACAUUAAGGUCACAAUAAUAAGGGAAAAGACUAGAAGUAAUUCUUGAUUGUUAAAUAAAUUCUCCUUUUUAGCACCAUAGAGAUGCAAAGAGAACGGUUUGGAGAAGAUGCAUACUGAUACAAGGGUGUAAAGGAUAAAAUAUGCUCACCAUUCCAGUGUCGCAAAUUUGCUGUGUUAGCUGCGUCCUUUUUUUCUACAAGGACUUGGCAAAAUUGACCGUUGGUUAUUAGUAUAUAUAGUCUCUGGGAUAACUGUGUGUCUCAAAUUUUUCUUUGAAACUCUUUUAUUAUUUUAGGGAGCGAUAUUCUUGUACUACGCUGGUCGUAUAAAACAAGUUCAAGGAAAGGUGGAUGAGGUCAGUGAUGAUGCAAACGAAGCAGAUCGACUCAUUAAUACAGGGGUGCAUCAUUCUGAAUAAGAAACAUUAUGUUUAACUGUUGUGAUGUGAUACACUAUCGCAACAACACAAGCUCCUGAAGGAUAGGGGCGUGGGAAAAUGAUUUAGUUCUCUCUGCCCAUCCCCCUCUUACCACAUACAGGUGAUAUGUAAUGGCAUGACUCGAUAUGUCACGAAUAGCGUUGCACGAUGUAGCCUGAAAGUACGUUACGUAACGUGACAUGACAUCGCGACAUCACGUGAUGUGUAGAGUGACUAGACAUUUCACGAAUAGCGUUACAUGAUGCGACACGAUAGUACAUAACGUGACGUGACAUGAUAUCGGUGACAUGACAUCAGUAACAUGACAUCGGUGACAUGACAUCGGUGACAUGACAUUAUGUGAUUUUACUGUAAGCUGUUUGUCUUUUUUUAAAUUUUGGUUACAGGCCACCAAAAGCCAACGACUCAAUUGCAGUUCAGUCUGAAUGGAAACAGUUCCAUCAUAUCUGUUACUGGGAGUUGAUGUGGUGUUAUUCGUAAGUUUAUCGUCACACAAGACUGUUCAGUUGUCGUUUAAUUCGUGUCUACUUGGUCUCAGUCACAAAACGUUCUCCAAUGGAAAGUAUAGAUUAAGUCAUCUCCCUUGUCAUAACUGCUGUCGCAUGGUAAAGUUUUUUUUUUGUUGUAGGAAAAUUAUAACUAAAAUCCUCCUUUUCUGUCCCAUUAGGUAUGAGGGAGACUGGGCCACAGCGUACCACUAUGCAAGUGUUCUUUUGAAGGAAAGCCGCUGGUCACGGGUAAGGACGGAAGGAAAUUAAGAGAGAACGUGUGUGAAAUUUAACUAAAACACCAUUGUUGUCAAAGAGAAAGUGAAUGGAGGCCUUAGUAACUUACACAUUUCUCUCAAUGGCAUUAACGUACGUAGUUGUUAAGUCUUAUUUUCCACGACGUUUAGAAGAUUUGCCGAACAGAUGCACGGUUAAGUUUGUAAAGAAUCGGUUUGAGUUGUUACAGGAUUAUUUGUAUUUAUCAAUCAAGUUAAUGAUGUAAAUCGUUCAUCGAAAAGAGUUUAUAAUGCUGAUAUUGCGAGCUUUAGUCCUUUGUCGGGGCAAAUGACUCUAAGGUAGCACGGUUACUCAGUCUUCCGCUUUCAUAUGCUGCUGGAACAGAAUUGCAGCUGCAUUGUAUGACAUUGACUUAAGCCUGAACAAACCCUCUCCUCGGCAGACAUCCUACAUGUAUCUUAAAGCUUGCUUCAGAGUUAUGGCGAGAAUUACAAACCUGGAGCUAGCCAGAGAAGACGAUCAAGGUCAGAAGGACACUGACGAGUAUCUUUUCAGCUAAAUAUGAAGGAAAAGAGAGCGGAGAAAGAGCGGCAAACUUUUGUGGAUUAUUUCUACCACUAUUUCUGUUACUGCCUCUGUGACUCCGACCACAGUUACUUGUUAUUUACACUUUAUGUAAAUUUAUCGCCCUGGACGAAGGCUCUCGCAUUGCGCCCGCAAUGCUUUACCGAAAAAACAGGCGAAUCCAAGAGCGCCCGGAAAGACAGGGUAUUGAAAGAUCCAAAGGGAAGUUUCCACGCGAGGUCUAACCUCUCGGAGCCAACCUGUACCAGUGAAAUCCCCGCCCUUUUGUUGAACAUGAAGUAUGAACAAGGCGCCCCUUGAGUUUGGGAUACUUGCCUCCCUAUAAUGGACAAAACGGGAGUAAAUUACCCCUUCUCUCUGAGGCGAACGUUGAAGUGUUAAAGGAAAAUUUGAAAGGCUAUCAAGCAUGGAAAAAAAAGGCGUAAUACAAUUGUAAAUAAAAACGUAAGUUUGUGCUAUUGUCGCUUAGAUUGUGUAAGAGAGACUUACUAACAACUGCAGUUGACGGGAAAUUUCAAAAAGUCCUCUCUAAAACCAGAGAAUGAUAUCGUAUCCAGUUGUUUCCAUGGGGCACGAGCAGCUGGGAAUAUGGGGGGACAGGGAGUGAUAGGAUGGGAGAUAGAAGAAAUGUUCCUCUUUUGCUCGCUCCUAAACCAUGAUACGUUGCGCUCCCGCGCCGCUCACAUAUGGUUUGAAAACGAUUGGAUACCAGUUGGUUUUCUUUGUAUCAGGCGACUUCCGGAAUACAAGCAGUGCAUCGCUGGAAAGUCCGUUCCAUUUGAGAAAUUUUCCAUUCACAAAGCUAACAAGUACCUGGAACAAGGCAACCAUCUAUUUCUUCCUGGCAUGGUAAGUGCGAGGAGAAUCGUAUGUCAAAAUCUCUUUUCUCCGUUGGUUAAAUUAGAAUUGUAAGGCGCACAGAUCCAAUGAUAAGGCAAAUAAUUGGAGCGAGUCUAGUUCUAGCCCAAUUGGCGCAAAACUUUUUGUUUUCUGUACGCGUGAGAAAUGUCAGCUUGGCUAGUUCGUCACAUGGAUGUUUGUAUAAUUACGUUGUUAGAGAAUACAUUUUUUUGGGUCUAAUCUUGUACUAUCGAAGAAUGAGCUAUUCUCAAACGGCAGCAAUGUCGUUCUUAGGCUCCUUACGUUUUUCUUUCGAGACGACAAGGGGAGAGGAAUGGAGACGAAUUAGAAUAUAUAUGUAAGACAAAUGAUAUAUAUACGCGAGGUUUUUUUUUUCCUCUGGGGAAUUAAAGAACCCCUAAACUGACUCUCUCUUCAGGAACUUAUAUUACUCUGGAAUGGCUUCAAAGUUCUUCAUCGCAGGCCGGACUUAGUGGAGCCAAUGUUGAAACUUGUCCAAACGUCGCUGGUAGAGUUAGAAGAAACUAAAGGUAAACUAUAAUUAGUAAAAAUUACGGUCGAAAACGCACCUACACAGGUUUCCUAUUAAAGCACCUUUUUUAUUCUAGAAAACCCAUAUUUCUGCUAUUACAUCUGCGGUUCAACUAACGAACAUAUAUGACGACCUUUUUCCGAACAAAACCAUAAUCACGAGUUUCCGGUUCCUUAUUCACUUAUUUCCGUGUUAUUGGUACCACCUAACCAUGAAUACUCCAGGAGUCCUGGACAAAGAGUAGCAAUGUGAAAUUUAAGCCCAGUCAAGUACUGCAUCACCUACAGCAUUAUAUUGUCGGCGGCUAUGAUUAGAACCCAAACCCCGUCGAGGAGCAGACUUGCAGUUUUGCGUAGACCUUUCAACUGCACUUACCUCUUUAGUUCCAGGUCCCCAGCGUCAUUCCAAAUUUUUUCAUAUUUAAAAAACAAAAUAACGUGACAGUCUUUUUUUUUUUUUUUUUUUUUUUUUUUUUUUUUUUUUUAGGUAAAAAUACAAAUUACAUGGAUGAUUUGUGUCUUGGAUACCUGCUUCAGGGAAUGUGUUACCGUUGUGUGAACAAACCGAAAGAAGCAAUGGAGAGCCUCCUUAAUGCGGUAAACAGGUCAGUAACUUUGCUUCCGGCAACUUGCCUUCUCGUAUCAUUUUCCCUCCUAAUUUUUGUAAUGGAUCUUGAGAGUGAAAGAGUUAAAACCACGGGUUUGUUUUAUAUGAUCCGCGAAACUCCCUUUCGAGUAUGGGAACAAAAAACAAGCGCGAGAAAAUUAUGGCAAAUAAUUAUGGCAAAUUGGUUCGUUUUUGGCGUGACAUUUUGUCGGCCUCCUUUCCCAACCAGGGAGUGCAAGCACCUUAUUCCUCCUUUUUCGUAUUGCAGAUCAAAGGACCUAGUUAAGGAUUUCUACUUGGCUCCUUUCGCAUGCGCAGAAGUUGGCUUUCUGUACCUAGAGGAGGGAGAUCUGGAUCAAGCCAAAGAAUACCUCAAUAAAACAAGGUAUGAAAAAGCAAAUCGAUUUUUCUAAGUGAUGGUAAAUUUUCAGGACAGAAAGCAAGGCAGAACUCAGAGAAGACGUGCAACCGAUGUUCUAGAAAAGCUGUCUAGUGCGUUAACAUUAGCAAGUCUUGUUAAGCAGUGUGGAAUAUCCAACAUACCUGCAAGUGCAAGUAAAGCGCGGGAAAAGGUGCCACUGGUGUUAAGUGCGGCAAAACUUGCAACCGGUGAUAAGCGUGGCUCGGUGUCGCAAUGUUUAAGCGCGGGAAAAAUGUAAGAGCUUCUAGGUUUGGAGCGUGGCAAAGGAUCAAAGCAGUUCAGUUCUUAACGUUUAUCCUUAAGAAUGCACCGUAAUCUGUUCAUACUGUUUUCUCUCACAUAAAUCUGUAUGCAUGUAGGACGCUUGCUAUUGACCUCUGUUAAAUGAGCUAAACUCCGAUAGGUGCGAGUGCUUGAGUGGGGUUCCAAUUGAAUGAUGUUAAUUUUAAGCAAUGUGUAGUUAAAGUGAUGGCUGAGGGACUCAACACGUGGUGCAUUGAUACUGCUCUCCUGGAGUACACUGUGCAUGGUAUGAAGUAUGGGAUCCCAAUGGGAUGAUAUAGGUAUCUAAGCAACUGCGCACCUACCCCUCCCCUAACCCAGCAUUAACCCUAACUUUUAUCAGUUGACUGUUGCUAGGUCACGGGAGGGGUAGGUGUGCAGUUGCCCUGUGCCCUGUGAGAAUCAUACUUCAUACCAUAUAUAGUGUGCACUUGGAGAGAAUACUGACAUUGAUCCGCUAGUUUUUAUACCCCAGCGUUCCUCACAAAAUCUUUGAGAACGUACUUUUUGAACCGACAGGAAAGACUACGAAAACCAUUUGUUGCAAAGCAGACUUCACUUCAGAAUCCACUCAGCGCUUCAAGAAAUCAAACACAGACGCAAGCAGGCGAAAGAAGCAGCUAAAAUGGAAAAAAAGCAAUCCAAACGCUCCAAGAACGGUGUCACUAACAAUAAUUCCUCAAUAGACGAGGAUUCUAUCAGCAUCUCUCUCGGUGGAUCCGAGAGUCUCUCGCGCCAGGACUCCAACUCGUCCUUUGAGACAGCUCCUGAAUAUUCAUCGGAAGAUGACAGGGACCUGGGAGACAUGGAACGGGAUAGCAGUCCUAAAGAGAAUGUUGUUUUGGAAACCACAGUGUGAAAAUUUUCCGUCUCUUUAAGUUAUUUAAAUUUCCUUUAGUAUCUUUUACGUGGUGUUACGGGAUGAUAAAAAAACCUCGGUAAUAAAUUUAUUAGUUGUUAAAAAACCUAGAUAGAGCCAUACCAAGUCCACUCCAAUGAAGCCAAUGAAGUGAUAUUUUGUUUUCUAAAGGUGUUAUUUCUUUUUUUUUUUUUUUCGUUUCCCUUCACCAGAGCUUCAUUUUCGUGGACAUGAACGGAGUCUACUUCCCUAAUUUUAUAUAUGUUUUUUUUUUCCAACAAGGCUGUAUUUUUUUUUCUGUGUAUGUUAGUGUUAAGUGAGGAAAGCCAUUUCUUCGACAAGCCGAGUUGAUUAUUACAUCAGGCACAGCAUUUCGUUUACUUUGGGGGUUAGGGGUGGCCUCUGUAGCGAGUAAAAAAUAAGUAAUUUUUUGUGACUCGUGAUCUUCACGAGCGCUUUUAACAAAAUGAGUUUGUCAGGGGAGGCGGGGCUCGGGUUGAUAAUUUGAAGGAAUGUGUCAACGGAUCUUCACCAGAAGCUAAUAGAGGAAAGCUCAAUCCGAAGAGUAAAAUGUCCCUGCAAAGAUCAUCUCGCGUGGCGUUAUAUUAUCGAGAUAUGACUCGGUCUUCGGCCAAUGAGAUCGUUUGCAUCAGUUUCUAUAAUCACGUGAGCAAUGAUCUCGCUCUUUUAAUUUCAAUUUACAAAGGGAAGUAGUUUGGUGUGUAUAAUUUCCCUCAGAAGUCUAAAGUUAAACUUCUCAAAUAGUUGGGAGUUUGAACGAAUUAUAGAUUUUAUUUAUUCUGUUCGUUCUUAUAUUUGCGUUGCUUCUAACCGAAAUAUUCAUUUCAAAUUUAUUUAUUUUUAAGCCAGAGAUAUUCUUAAUUAACAACAAGAAAAAUAAAACUCUAUCUGUACAUACGUCGCGUGAAGCGAAAUUAUGUUAUUAUAAUCACCUACUGUGAUGAAAUCAGGAAAGCUUUAAUCUUUCAUCGAGCAGUUUUUUAGUCAGUUACGUCAUAUUUUUGUGUGCAUGCAGACUUAUUUUCCAUCAAGUAAUUUUAAGAUUUUAGGGUUAAAAUGGAUGCUUGGAGAUAAAGAAAUUUCUGAUUUUUCCAACGCGCGCAGCAUAAAAUAAUAGCAAAGGAACUGUGGAUUAACUUACUUUACAUCGUUCUUAGAAAGUUUUAGAUCUGGCUUAUUUAGAUAGGAAAAGUUUGUAUCACAUUUGCUUAGAGUUUAUAGGAAUAAAAGGAAAAAGCUUUCUUGUUGUUAUAACGUAUCCACUUAUUUCACCGGACUUUGAUUGGCUCGACAGGGAAUGGUGGUGGCUAACGCCUUUCAUCCUAAAUAAACGGUCUAUUUUGUUGCAAAAUUCAUGAGUUGCAGUGAUCGAUAUGCCGCUGAUCUGAAAUGAAAUGCAAACAGAGAAGGUUAUUUAGACCGAUGGAAUACUGCUUCCUCGAAUUCAAUAUUAAAAGCGCACAAAAUCAGUGAUGCUGUAGAGCACGAGCAGUAGUUCACUCCUUCCCAGCUUAAUCUGUGUUGCGCGGCACUGAAAACAAACGAAGUUGAUAUCUCGGUGUUUCCCGGAGUUCACGCGGAGCAGGGAUAUCUUUCCGCAGACGUCUAUUAUUUGAGUCGCUUCACACACUUUUCGUAUGACAACAAUACAACGGUGGAAUCACGAUACUUUCACAACCAACAUUAAAUUGAUUGAUCAAAACGAGUCACUAGCGCUGUCCACUAACGAAAACGACUGCUUUAUAGAGCUUAUUGCUUAUUGCUUAUUGCAUAUAUUUUAAGAAAGUGUGGACAAAAGGAUUGGAAAGUUACUAACUUAUGAAAACUAGGUACCAACUCGGAUACUAAAUGGAUAUCAAAUGCAUCUGACGUUCGAGAAUGUGUGAUACAUGGACCUCAGGUUUGGUUGAAAAGAACGUUGAACAUGUAUGUUAAUGCCGUACUCAGCACUUCUAUAGAGCGAAGUUUUCACUCUUAACCGUCUUUUCUUGUAGUUUUGGAUUUUUUUUUUACUCUUUCGAGUCUUUCUACCUUUCGAAUCUGAUACUAUGUAGAUUCCUUAAAAAAAGAUUCCUUUUGCAGUCUCAGCAAAAAAUUGCGACAGAACUUGGUUCUCACGGCUGUCAACUAAUCCGUCAGGUGUGAGCAUUGGGACGAGACAAGUCUACACAGAGAGAAAACUGGGCACUAGUAAAUAAACAAAGAUUACGAAAUACGCCGUAGCGGACAAGAGAAAUGAUUAAGUUUUAAGUUGUUUUGAAAAAGUUAUCUGUGCUUUCUCCUCGCUAAAUUGAGAAUUAAUCAAGUAGAGGAUGGACGGAACCGUGGUGGAUCAGUCAAGGUUAGUCUAGUUUAUACAGUUUAAGUUAAAAUUUUGGAAAAUUUCACGUGUCUGUUCAAAUCCCUCCAAGUACCGGCUGACCUCGAGCUCUAAGUAAGCCUAUUGACUGUUCUUGGUUAAAUACGUUGAACAUAACGGGUUUAUACACCUUUGAUUUCAAAUUCAUAUGAAUAUAAACUUGUUUUCUAUAGUUACCUAAUGCUUUCCGCGUCAAGCACAUGACAGGUAAAUCAGUUGCUGGUACGUUUCAUGUUGUGUAAACAAAGCCGAUAACCUCCGAAGAAAGUGCUGUGGUGUCCAACGUUGGAUAGUGAUUAACUUCCUUUAAUCGGAAGUGCCCGCAAUAGUCGAUCUGUAUCAAGUCUUUUACCACACCAAGUCAUCACUGAUUUCAAUUUUUAGAAAGUUGUCACGCUUUGUAGAGCGUCCGGAUCAAUUCCUUAAGAUUUAAGUAAUUUAUACGUUUAUUGGACGAAUGUACGGCAUAAAAUUAACCUUCUACAUCCCAACAUCAGUAUGCAAGUUCUCCAUACCGUUUUUUAUACAUUUUCUAUAGUACUUCCAAGGAGAAUUUGACUUACUUUCAUGAGCUUUGCGAGUUCAUGAUCAUUUUCUCCAUUUUCAUGACCCGAAAGUUUGAUUCAGAAGUGUUACUUUUGGGAGAAGUUAGAUGCCUAUCACCAUUAGGGUAGUCAAGCAAGAUUUUAAGCUCAUCGGUGAUGCGCUAAGAAUAUUGUACUUGUGUGGCUUGUAAUGUUGUAGUAUGAACUCAAAAUGCCAUGCAAAUACUAUACUCUUAUAAAAGUUUUGAGGUCAUAAUGAAGACCCCUUCUCUACCCCCCUCAUAUUUUCCAAUGACCUUCCAUUGGGUUGUGGGGAUAUUUUCUGGAAAAUCAUCAUGCUGCAAUAUUCGUAGUGUUAAAAGUAUUCAGAUUUGUUCUUUUAAAAUGUUUAUGGGCAUAGGAUUUUUCCUUACCUGUUUGAUUUUGACUUUCCCUUGAGUAUUUGUUCCCUUUAAUUAAAAUAAGUGAAAGUUAAUGUAAAAUUGGGAGGAAAUUUUCUAUACAAACUUGAAAUUUGAAUCAUGACAGAUGAUAAAAUCUGAAGUAGUUGUAUGUCCCCAGUGACCCUUCGCCUGGUCAUCAAUAUAUUUGGAUUACCAGUCAAUACUGGUAAUCUUUAGCAUUGAAUUCAUGUUUAACUUAAUAAUUGUUUGAUUUUAUUUUUUAAAUUAUCUUCUUUUACAGUACAGAUAAUGAUUCCCUUACUAUGGCAGAAGCCGUCAAAAUGAUCACCAAAGCUUAUGACCUCUGCUUUUCAAACAAGUUUCUACAAGCAAAGGCAGACAUAGAGCCAUGGUAUAGGAAUUUCAAUUUACAGUCUCAGUAGUAAACUGUGUCUAACAGGUUAUAGGUCUGGGUACAAACUUGAUAACGUGUGAAAAAGUUUUUGUUAGGGCUGACUCCAUCUUCCUCCUAAAAAGUACAUAAGUCUCUGUCGAAAAUUAUAAUUAAGCUUUAUGGGUUUCACUACCUGUUCAAAGGGGCAUCUCUCUUUCUUCAGUUUUGAAGUUUCACAAAACAGAUCUUAAUUAAAAUUGUUAGUGAAAAUAAUGGUACUUCGUCUGGCUCUCUUGGAAAGCCCCCUUCUCCUCCUACUAUUUGUCUGAUGGACAAUGAUUGCUAGAUAAAGCAUUAGUCUAGAAUUUAUAUAAUUACACCUUUACAGGGCGUGAAAUAGCCCCUAAUACAGGUGCCAAUGUGACUGAAUUUUUCACUUUGGCAAUCAAAUCCUGAAAAUUAGUCACCAGAUUGGCAACUAGAAUGCUUCAUCAUGAAAUCAUCAAAAAUUGAGGAGCCAAGUGGCUAUCAGAAAAAAAAUAUAUAAUUUCACAGUUUGCAUUGCUCCAACCUAUUUUGUUAGGCAAACUGAGCAUAAAUCAUCAUCAGAUUCUGGUUUUUAUUUAGUGAAAAACUACUAUAAUAAUUCUAGUUCUUUUCACAAAAAAAUUUACCUUUUCAGGAUUUCCCUCACCCAGAAAAUCUCCCAACAUGUACAAUUUGUUUAGGGAUACAGUCAAGUGGAAAUAUUUGUUGACUUCACAAAUCAUGUAUAUGUAAUGAAUAAAUGGAUAUUCAAGUUUAGUUUAUGGUUUCAGGAUCAACAAAAGCAUGUACCAUGCAGUUGCAUACAGCAGUAUUAUGUGCAUUCAAGCUCUGUUGAAAUUUGAACAGGUAUGAGUCUGUACUUUCACCCUUUAACUCCCAAGAUCUGAUUUUUAAUUCUCUCUUCUAGCUACUACACAUUUCUUUGUAAAUUAGUUAUGAGAAUUUGGUGUUAGAUCAAGAUAACAACUUCUAGCUGAAAAGUUUGAGUAUUCUCAUUAUCUGUUUGCUGGAUAAUGUAUAGAUAUUAUUGGGAGAAGUUGCAUAUUGAUCGCUGCUAGGAGUUAAAGGGUUAAUUCAGGAAGACAAUGUUUACAAUAUUCCUUGGGCUUUUCACGUCUAAGGCCUGAUAUAUUAAAUCUUCUCUGCAGGUUAAAAGUUCUCCCAUAUGCCUGCUGAUCAAUUUGUCACACCUAGUUGAAAAAGUCAAGUUACCACAACCUUAAUGAAAAGUUUAGAGUCCAAGUAAAAUACAUAAAAACUUUAUUCCAAUCAAGAUGAGAACAGAAAAAAUUUUGUCUGAGUGCCUGACAGAGGACAUCUUGGAAAUAAUAUGUAUUCAGAAGAUAAUAAAUUUAUUUGCAAAUAUUUGGAACAUCUUUGAAAAUGUACUCUUUUCUAGACCUUUGAAUGUAUUGGGGUUAAUUUCUUCCAGAGUAGAAAUCUUACACCUUUGACUCCAAAACAGCUGGCUGGUAGGAUCUUGUCAUAUUUGAUAAGUUUUAAACUACAUGAUUUGUCACAGAAGUAUGAUUAGUAUUCACAGAGUCAACAUUGUAAAAUUUAAGAUGCCAUAUUAGAGAAUUGAAUUGAAAUUUUUUUCUCUAUUUCCAGCCAGCAAUUCAAAAGGCAAGUGAAAGUGUCAAGUUGGCUGUGAAUAUCUGUGAGAGGUACUAACAAUGAUCUGUUUAUCGACAUGUUAACCAUGGCUAUUCAUUCAUUAACCAUUUAACUCCCAGAUCAAAUUUGUAAUUCUCCUCACUGUCAACCAUACAAUUCUUAUCAUGUUAGUUCAGAGAAUUUAGUAUUGGAUCAACUAAUUAUCCCCAAAUUGAUGUUUUUCUUUAUUCUCAUCACUUAUCUGGUUGAUAUUAUAUUGAUAUUGUAAGGAGAAAUUCUGUCUUGGUCACACAUGAGAAUUAAAGGGUUAAGGAAUACACCAUAGCAUAAGGCAUUAUGAUUAUUGAAUGAAAUGGAAUUAUCCUAAUUAUUUUAUCUUGAUUCAGACAAAGGAAAAAGCCAACAUGGUCAGAGACAUUUUCAAGCUGGAUAUGGAGUUCUGCAUAUGAUGAGUUUUCCAUGGGUUUGUGCAAUGAUCUUCAGUUCUUUUUCAAACAAAGUUUUUUAAAAUUAAAAGUCAUUGAUACUAGUAACUCCACGCAUUGAAUUUAACAGAGACUUAAUAAGCUAACUGCUAGACUUAAUUCAUUUACACUGUUUUAGAGGUUUUUGUUUCAAAAUCUUUCUCUAAUUUUUCUUGAUUUUUCAGAGUCGAGGGCUUGAAAUUAAGUACCUGAACUAAAGUAAAUUAAAUUAAAUGGAAAAUGAAAUUAAAUCAUUUUUGAUGUAAAUGAAAUCUUUCUUUGCAGAAGAGAAGCAUGCUGAGCUGUGCUAUACAGAAUGUCUUCUUCUUGAUGCUUUACUUACAUUUAUUCAGGUAAUAGUGAACAAUAAAUAUUGUGCACUACUAACUUCAUAGGUCUGGUUUUAAAAAAUUGUAUUUUGCUGAAGGAUUCUUGUGUUGAUGUAUACCGUAUGCUAUAAAAUGCUGCAGAUCAGUCACAUUUGUGUUUGUUAAAAUUAUGUCUGAAUAUGUUGAUUGAUUACUGCAGGAUGACAAUCUUGUCAGUUUUGUGUGGGGAGCUUUGAAAAUUAGGACCUGUUAUCAGAAUUACAAGUAAGGACUAAAUUAGUGUUAGCUACCUAUCAGACAAUAGACACUCAAGUUCAUAUGCAAAUAUUCAUGUGAAUUAAUUUUAGAUGGUUCGAAAUCAUUGUUUGAAUAAUCACAUUUUAUUGUAACUAUUUGUAUCAUUCAGUAGUUUUAAAUCCUCAAUGUCCAUAGCUUUAUAUUCUAUUUGAAUUUUUUUCCUAUGUAUUUCUAUUAAUAUCAUAUUUCAGUCUCCAUUUAUUCUGAGGGCCAUAAGUUAAUCAGUUUAAUUACUGUCUAAUAUUAUCUCCUUUAAACUAGGUCUACUUAUUUACUUACGCACUAUUUUGGUGAGAUAUUUGGCUCAUCAUUUUAACUACUGACAUAAUAGUUCAAUCAAUCUCGUAGAAAAAGAAUUUUAUUAACCAUCAAAGAUAAUGGACCAAGUAAUUUUCAACCUUUAAGAAAAGGUUUAACAGCAAUAAAGUUGUGUGAUAUUGGUCUUUGUCUCUGUUUAGCCAAUGAAUUAAGUUUUAGUAUCCUUGUUUUGAACAGGACUUGUCUUGAAAUGAUAGCAGACCAACCACAUUCUUUAUCCCAGUCACCUCUUGAGAAAGACUUUGAAGCAGGAGUUCAUUUUGGAAUUGGUGGGUUUAAUCUGGUGAGUGGCACCGAUGGUAUAAGUGCUGAAAUAAACAAUUAUUCCACAGGCACACAUUGGAUAUGAGAGUAUAUAAGUGGAGUGAAACUAUUUUCAUUUUCUUGUUUGUUUAUUUGCUUUUCAGGUGUUGUCUUUACUUCCACCCAUAAUUAUAAAAUUGUUAGAGUGGGUUGGUUUUUCAGGAGACAGGGUAAGUAUCUAUUUAUCUAUUUUCAUGUACCAUCUUUUAGUUCACAGUUAGUGACGCUUUCUAAAUUUCAUUUUUUCUUCGUUUCUGGGACACCACAGUUUCUAGGGAUAAAUCAUUUACACAAGGGAAGUAAAGGCCAGAGUCUGAGGUCCCCACUGUGCUCUUUACUUCUCCUUGCCUACCAUACAUGGAUUACCCAGUAUUUAGGUAAGUUACACAUUUUGCAAGCAUUGAAGUUUUGAAGUAAAAAUAAACUUUUGAUUGUGUGCCAAAAAAAAAAAACAAAAAUAAUUCAAAGGACCAUUUAGAUCGAGUCUUGGUUAAUAGAGUCGUUUUUAAUUGGCUUGAGAUACUUCGCUCUGUGAUUGGUUAAGAAAACGUGCUCCACCUUAACAACCGAUUAAAUUCAAAACUGAAACAAAUCACGACUCGGUCGUUCGCGUUUUCCCGCGAUUUUCUGACCGUGCAGUUUUGCUUGUUUUCACAUUGAGUCUUCUUCGGCUUCUUGUGACGUGAUUUUUUAUUAAAUUAUUUUGUUGUGGUAACUCUGGUUUUGAUUUUAUGACUCUCCAUAAAAAAUAACAAGCAAAGCAGAAGGAAAUGAUAAGUCAACUGCCUGAUGCGUAGGGAAACGCAAAUGAUAAAGUCGUUAUUGGUUUGAUUAGUAUUUGUAAUGGGACUGAGUAGAGUCCAAUUCGGUCUGUGAUCAUACGAGUGAUUCGUUUGUCGCGAGUACGAGAAAUUUUUUUUUUUCGGAAUUUUUAACGAAUUACUACCAAAAAAAAUCAUCCUUGCCAUGGUUUGCACGUAUCUUCAUAAACUCCAAUUUUGUUGGUCCGGUACUGAUCUUGUUAGUGCGCUUAUGGGUAAUUUUGUUAGAAAUUGUUCUUUAAUCACAGCCUCAUUCCCAGGUCUGGGAUCCGGAUUAAAACACUGAAAGUUGAAGUUUUCUUUGUGUGUAAAAUUACACUACUAUGAUUAUGUGUUUAUUGUAGGGAACGGUGAUGGCGAUAUAGAUCAGUCUGAGGAAAUCCUUCAGCCUCUUUUGACAACAUUUCCAAAGGUACUUGCAAUUGUGUAUUUUUGGUUUAAACGCACUUUUGACUUCAAUUCGAGAGGUUCUCUAGGCUAUGUAGUAACGCUUUGUUGGCAAAAACUGUAUUUUUUCAGUGUUGGGAAAAGAUGCGAUUAUUUUGUUAUCAGUUCUACAGAUUCUCGUUCUGUGUUAGUGUUCUUCAGUAUAGUUUUUCAGCAAAUCACAAGCCAGUACUAGAAACGACGUAAUCGAAAACUGAUGUCGCCUCACUUACAGUCUUUUUCUUAUAUUUUAGCUGAGCUCUUGUUGUUCUCCUAUUUUUCGAUGAGCAGAGUGUAUUUUGCAGAUCAAACAGUUUAAGUGGAAGUUUUUACAUCAUUGUAACUCUUUUUGUAAAUCUUUGGAACAGGGAUCACUCUUUCUGUUUUACGAUGGUCGCAUUAAACAAGUUCGAGGGAAACUGGAAGAGGUAAGUGCCAAUAGUUUUCAACGCAUCUGAGGCCGAAAAUCGCCCGGCUGUUUUCUCUCAUGCAAUGGCGAGGACUCGCUUCUCCAAUUCCCUUUUUCGAUUUUUAAAGAUAUAAUUUUUUUCGAGGUCAGCGCGCGUAUCAUAGCACCAAGUGAGCAGGGUAACUAAAGGAAUGUACACUUUUUAACCUGGGUUUGUUUGUUUAAGUUAAAGCUUUCUAUCAUUUGUUUCUAGGCCAUCAACAGAUACAAGCACUCGAUCACAAUUCAGUCAGAGAUUAAACAAUUUCAUCAUAUUUUCUACUGGGAGCUGAUGUGGUGCCACGCGUAAGUAUAACAAUAAAUAGCUGAAUAGGCUUCGUUGCGAAAUUUUGCGUCAGCUAGAAUAUUUCCUUGGUCUUGCUGAUAAGAUUACAUUUUGCAGGUGCAAAGGAGACUGGGCCGAGGCUUAUCAAUAUGCUGGCAAUCUUUUUGAAGAGAGCAUGUGGUCGAAGGUAAAUAACGCACAAUAAAAUGUUAUUUUUAUGUAGAGAACAGACAUGUGUUAAAAUUGUAUGUCUUUGCCAAUAAGUGGUGAGGUUAAGGGAGAAACAUUUUUUGCCUCAACUCCACGCUCUUAAACUUUAAUAGUUCGAAACAACAGUAAAAGUUGUUCCUCUUUGAUUACGAAAGCUUCUCGAAGUUUCAUGAACAUAGCACGUUAUUCAAACGUUAUCCUGUUUCCACAACAAAAAUGUUUCUAUUCUUCGUUGUGUCCUUUUCUUGGCGCUCCCUGAAGUCGCAUUUUAUUUCAGGAAUUCACGGUCCUUUUAUGAUUGUACUCAUGCAGGGCGUAUGUCCCCCUGUAAUAGCCUUUCAUACCACAUAGUCUCUGUGGCUUAGUGGAAGAGCAUCGGAGCGCGAAAUCUGAAAAUAUUAGGUGUGAUUCCUCAUGGAGACUCAGUAUUUUUCUCUUCACCCCACCCUCGGACAACACGAAAAAGGUUCAGCCAAUCAUAGCAAGGAAAAUAUCACGAGGAGCCAAUGAGAACUCUAAGUAGAAACAUGCAAACGAUGCAGUAGAUUUUAGUUGUAAAUCUGAUUGGUUCAAAAAGUGGCGCGAGUUUCCUAGACCAAUCACAUAACAAAACAAAAAUCAAGCAAUCUCGAAUUACUUUCGACACUCAAUUGAAAAUUGCUCUAUGUAAGAAACAAAUUGUUUCUUUCCUUCGCUCGUGUCAAUUUUGAAACGUCUCUAUAUAUUCAGACUGUUUACAUGCACCUCAAGGCGUCGUUCAAACUCACGGCCAGACUGGCCAACCAGCCAAUCAGCGAUGAAGAAGGACGUCACACAGAGAGCUUUAUGUUUAGGUAAGCGUUUAAAAAUUUAAUGAAGGCUACAAAUAUUGACAAUCUUUCGCCUUGUUUUUUACCGUCUCUCCAUGUCAUCGCAUGAUUCACAGCCCUCCCUUUUUCCGCCACCACACCCCGGGCGCCUCAGUGAUAUUGUAAUUCCCAUUUUUCCCACAAUUAAUUUGUUCCUUUGUUUUUUUUUUUUCUAAUUUCCCUUUUUUUUUCCAAGGCGUCUUCCAGAUUUUAAGCAGCGUAUCGCAGGUCAGUCUCUUCCAUUUGAAGACUUUGCCAUCCAUAAGGCAAACAAAUAUUUUGAACAAAAGGGCCGUCUUUUUCUGCCUGGAGUGGUAAGUCCAAUCUUGUUUGAUAUACUCUUAACCCUUUACUCAGUAACAUCAGUAUGCAUAUUCUCCAUACUGUUCUCUAUACAUUCCUUAAGGUGCUGACAAUGAGAAUUUGUAUAACAUUCUAGAGCUGAUUUAGUUCAUGAUUAUUUCCUUUUGUCUCGUGACCCUAAUGUUUGAUUUAGGUGUGAUAUUGUCUGGAGAAAUUAGAUGCUGGUCACUCUUUGGGGUUAAUUAAUUAAAAUGAAAAAGAACAUUACACGAGAUUGUCAUUUCAAUUUCCCUUUUGAUUACGGAAAAUAUUAUUUUCUCCAUUUAUCAUCAGGAGCUUCUAUUUAUAUGGAAUGGCUUCAAAGUCCUCGCUCACAGACCUGACUUGGUUCCGCCUCUAAUGAAACUAGUGGAGAGUUCUUUACAUAAACUGAAGCAAACAAAAGGCAAGUUAUGCAGGCCAGCAUCGUGUGAUUUGUGAUAAAGCUAACUCGGAGUCGCUGUUAUUAUUUUUUUUCUGAUUCAGUUUUGUAGCUUUGUAGACUGUUUUUCUUUCUACAUUUUGUCUUCCCGAGUUUAACCUUACAGUAGUUUAUAUAUCUUUGGAAAUUUUUCUGUACACGUUCAAAAACUGGUCGCGUUUAAUCUCGAAGCAGAAGACUUGUAAAACCUUAUGAUACUCAGUUGAAGAAUGUUGUGGCGCAAAAUGUAUCAACUCGCUUGUCUUUCUCGGAUACCGUAUUUCCUUUUAUCAAUAAAGGGCAAAAUUACUGAGCGCUGAUUGGUUGAGAGAGAGGGCAUUUUUUCUUAAUCGAGGGCAUUUUUAGUAAUCAAGAGAGGGUAUGAUUACCUUGUUCAGUUAAAAGCACUUUGUUGUUUUUCUGUUGGCAGAAACGCUCUGUUGAAAUGAGCUUUGUUUUCUAGACUUUUGGCAGUGUAUCACGACACAGUUUUGGAGAAUAAAAUUUCAUUGAAUCGAUUGGUCAGUUCAAUUUGAUUGAUGAUUUGCCGUAGCGCUAAACAGGCUUCCCAGAUAAAAAUAGACUGCGCGCGUGAUUUUCCUUCGUAUAAAUUUUGCCCUUUAUUGAUAAACAAGUAAUCCCAUGAGACCUCGUACUAUUAAGGAUUAAUUGCACUUGAGAUUUCAAAAUUUUGGAAAAUUUUGAAAACUCUCGUGCAAUUAAUCCUUAAUAGUACUUGGCCUCAUGUGAUUACAUAUACUAAUAAGCGCCCACGCUCUAAUAAGCGCCCUACCCUGAAUAAGCACCUACCCCCUAGGCCAUAUAUCAAACAAGCGCCCCUUUUCCCCUACCCCAUCAAUUUCUUAAAUGGUAGGGAUACAAGAAGAAACUGUAUUAAUUGUCACUUUAUCGAGAACAUUUUAAGAUUUCACUACAGCAGAAUCAGAACAAGAGGACAGUUUCUUAAUACGCGCCCCCUUGAUUAGGCGCCCUUCUUCCAACAAGCGCCUCUACCUUCCAGCCGAAAUUUUAAAUAAGCGCCCUGGCGUUGAGUCGAAGAAAUACGGUGUGAGCGCGGUUUCUAUCGGAUUCGAAAAUUCUCAAGGAAAAUUUACCAUUUUCUCCCCGCAAUUAUGAGGGUUGAUAUUCAUAACACACUUUUUUUUCUUCUAGAAGAGAAUGAAAAUUACGUAGACGACUUGUGUUUGGGUAAACUCCUGCAGGGAAUGUGUCAUCGUUGCUUGAAUAACAGGAAAGAAGCAAUGGAAUGUUUGAGAAAUUCUUUUGACAGGUAAAUGAUCAGGGUUCAUGCUAACAUUGCCAAGCAUAAAAUUUCUCUUUCUUUUUUCUUUCCCUCCUCACUUUUUCUUUCUUUCAAGAUCUUAUGGGAACAUCAACCCAUUCCAUCCCAUGCCCGGUGGUUAACGCACUGGACUCCAUAUAUAGAGGCUCAGGUUCCACCCUGACUGGGUCACUACUAUGUGUUCUUUGGCAAAGCACUUUUCGGUGCCUCUCCCCAACCCAGAGUAGAGAAAACUGAUGGUGAACUCUGAAAAACCUGACGAAAUGUUGUCAUGGAUUAGCUUCCCAUUCAGGAAAUAUUAGAAUACUCUCCCCGCUUCAUGCUAAUUUUAAUUUUAAAAACUGGGACGCGUUCAACCUAAUGAGACUGGCUCAGAUUUUAACAUCUUCACUAUCUCGUUCCAAUCCUUCUUCCAUAUUCAAAUCAGCUUUGUACCGUCUCCAGAUCUCUCUCGCCAAUUAAUCCAAGACGGCUGCUCCAUUUUCUUUUGCCGUUGUUGUUCUCAGUCGAGUGAAGAGCCCAGAUAUGGAUGUGCAUACAGGUGUAUGGAUAGAAUUUGUAUGACCAGUGACUCGGUCAUGUCGUGCAGUAAAUAACUGCAAUAUGAACAUGUGUGUGCGGGACGGUUGUGUUUCUUAUUUACAGAUCAAAAGAUUUGAAGCAGGAUUUUUACCUCGCUCCUUACGGAUGUGCAGAGAUUGGAUUUCUGUAUUUGGACGAAGGGGACCUUGGGCGAGCUCAAGAAUAUUUGGAGCGGGCAAGGUAUUGAAUUAUAGAUACAAUUUGCCUCUUUACGUAAUCUUUCAUGUAACUGAAAAGUCGUGAAGGACUCGUGUAAGCAGAUCGGACUUUGCUUUAACUCCACGUUUUCCCGCGCUUUUUACCGUUCCUGUCGGUUGGCGCCGGUUGCAUCCACUCCCCGCUUUGUGGUCGUUGUAUGUUUUCCCGCGAUUUUCUCUUGGUUAAUGUUUGCCCAUGCGCCUGGCAGCGGUCGCAUAAUAAUUCACGAAGAAUUAAAUACACAGUUUCCCCAUAAAGUGGGUGGCGAUUCGAGCUGUAGUGUAACUGGUCUUCCAGGUGUUACGGUUUAUUUUUCAUCAUUCAUUUUUUAAUUGUUUAAACCUGAUAGGAAACAUCGUGACCACCUUUUACAAAGUCUUCUUCACUUGAGAAUUCACGGAGCUCUCCAGAAGAUUGAGCAGAACAGCGUAUCUGUGGGAAGACCUCAAGUUGCUCAUGGACAAGAAUUUGUACAAAAUGGAACACAGAAUGAGCUUCAAAUUAUGAAUAGCGAAGAAAUGACAGAAUCAGAAGAUUUCUUCGAUGCUGAGGAAGAGGGUUCGAAUUUAUGUCGUCAAGAUUCUAACUCUUCAUUUGAUAUAAUAUCGGAUUUUUCCGAUGAAGUAUGAGGAUAUAGGGUCUAAUUCUUGGUGUUUGAGGAUUUUUGAAAAUCUAGCCUUCUAAUUCCAUUCCGUUUGGAUUUUUGCUUAUCUCUUUGGUGUUUGCAUGUGUCCACCGUAUAACACUAUUUUGUAUAGGUUUCGUAUCUUUUUCAAGCAAUUUUCCAUGGCGCCCAGAAUAAUGCAAAAACCAAAAUGUCAUUGAUUCUUUAUCAGAAGGUGAGCUCGAGAUUCCAACGUCAUUCAAAUUAAAAGUUAGGCAUUGGACUGCCUCGGAGUUGGUUUAAAGAUUGUUUUACAGUUCAGUUUUAUGGAUUUUUUGUUUUAAUAUAAAAUUUUCCUAUUGAAGAAUUCAUCGGCGAAAAUCCAUACCGUGUUCCACUCACUGUCAAUAAGCCGAAAAACAUGGAAUUUUCAACAGAUUGCUUAGGUAGCGCCGGAUUUACAAGAAUCAAAGAGGACAUUCAAGGAGUUUUACAUUAAUUUACCUACAGAUGUAAAUAUAUUAAAAGGUUUAACACGUACAAAAGAUUAUACAUUUUCUUUACUUAACAUUGAAUAAUGUGAUAAAUAAGAUUCAUGAAAAAAUUACUCACUUCUGAUUGAUUAAGAUAAACGCAUAUUCAGGUAAUUCAAUGUAGAAGAGGGUUAAUUCAGUGCAAAGAAGUAACAAACCAGACUGAACAGUUCCUUGAACUGUUUAGCCGGACUUUCAACUUUUUUGCGCCUUAAAGAUGUAAAAAUAUCAUUGUUUAUUAUUGUUUUGAUCGUACACGGUUGUUUUGACCGAACGCACAAUGUCACUUGCAGGGUU
This is a messenger RNA of Pocillopora meandrina, 27341 nucleotides long. The record is from the annotation of a GenBank genome assembly. NCBI's taxonomy places the organism in Eukaryota, Metazoa, Cnidaria, Anthozoa, Scleractinia, Pocilloporidae.